Carya illinoinensis is the source of this 1269-nucleotide messenger RNA. RefSeq lists its product as uncharacterized. Gene Ontology annotation, biological process: ribosomal small subunit biogenesis. The coding region runs from base 134 to 1084 and encodes 316 amino acids. Lineage: Eukaryota; Viridiplantae; Streptophyta; Magnoliopsida; Fagales; Juglandaceae. The record is from RefSeq and is a predicted model, not a curated record. The transcript is spliced from 5 exons.
GCAGCGUAGGUGCAAAGGAUUAUGUUCAGUUCAGCUCGCCAAACCUCGUUUUUACAGCCCAGCCCGCCCCCAAUGCUUUUCGAGGCGUAGGAAACUGGAAAGCACCGCUUAGAGUUGGAGGGCCCCGACGACAAUGAAGUGCAGCACGCUUCAGGCUCUACUUCGUCUUCGCGGAACUGGCGGCUCGCUUUCAUCUCCCUCCCCAUACUUGUCUUCUGUAAAAAGGCUUUCUUUCUUAGCCUCCUUUCCUUCCCAGACACAAUUCCUCCCAAACCCUUGUCAUUCUCGUUUGCUUCGCUUCCCUCUCAAACCCAACUCCUACGUCCUUUCUUCUUCUUUUGUUGUUACUCUUCGGUUUGCGAGCACUGCCAGCUCCUCUUCCUCGGAAGAAGAUAUUGAGUUCGAUGCUAACGAAGAAGAAGACUUAUUUCAAUGUGAGACAAAUGAAGAGGGGGAAUCCACAGAUGGAUGGGAAGAGGAGGAGGAGGCUGAACCUGAGAUUGGUGAUGGAGGUGAUGGUGGUGGUGUUGUGUUGCAAGAUGUCCCGUGGGGUGAGGGGGCUCUCUCGAUUGCCCUUGACGUCUUGUUGCAGUUUGGCGAUGACAUGAAACUCUAUGCUUUCAAGACAACUCCUCGCGGAUAUGUUUAUGUGAGACUGGAUAAACUUUCAAAUGAAUAUGGUUGUCCCAGCAUGGAGGAGCUUGAAAGCUACAGUCAAGAAUUCAAGAAAAGAUUGGAUGAAGUUGGAGAAAUUGGAAAAGUACCUGAUAAUUUGGCACUAGAGGUUUCAUCUCCAGGGGCAGAGAGGUUGCUAAAGGUACCAGAUGAUUUAGAUCGGUUUAAGGACAUGCCUAUGAGAGUGUGCUAUGUCAAUGUGGAGUCUAAAGGUCUCGAUAAGGAUGGAAUCUUUGUGCUGGAUUCCAUAGAAACGGAAUCAGAGAGUUGUGUGUGGAAGUUGGCUAAUGUGAAGGAAAACAGGGAUCCUCAAAGCAAAGGUAGACCUUUUAGCCGGAAACAGAAGGAUUGGAGAUUAAAAGUUCCAUUUGAAAUGCAUAAAAAGGUAUUCCUGUACCUCGAAUACUGAAUCUUACUCGUGAGAUUGUAUUGAAGAACAUGAGAUGAUAAAGUUUUGCCUUGUUUUGGAUGAAAUGAUCCAGUACAAAAUGUAACUUUCGUGUGGCAUUCCUGGUGUCUCGCUCCAGGUUGGUUUUUAUAUUUUUUUCCAAUCAUUUUUGGGUAAAUGGUAAUGUUACUGGAAUUAUGUUGUCA